ACGAAAGGAGUGAAAUGAACAGCAUAACAUGUGAUGCCACACUUUCAUCGGCAUACAAACGUGUCAUCGACAUAAAUUACCUUCUUUCUCUCUCUCAAAACACCAAAUUUUACAUUUUCUUCUCUAUUUCGGGUGAAAAUGGCUGAAGUGCAACCACCGGUGGAGGGUCAGGUUAAUGGCGGUAGUGGUGGCGUCGUCGGUGGCGGCGGCGGCGGCGGCGGCACUCUUGUGGGUGCCCCGGCAGAAACCGUCCCAGGUCCAACUAAACGACAGCGCAGGCCCAGCGUCAGAUUAGGUGAAAUAGGAGAUCAACACACCUACGAUAACCAUAGAAGAACCAAGCAGCAACAAUGGAGGUAUUCUUCAAAAGAAGCAAAAACUUCAAAAACCAGACAGCUUAUGAACCUAUCUGGCGGAGCCGCUAUGGAAUAUCAAGAAACCCUAGAUGUCGGAGUCGAAGAUAAGGAUGGCGGAAACAAGAGUAAUCACAAUCUAGGUAAUAGUAAUAACAAUAAUCCUCUGGAUUGUGUUGCGAUUGGUAGUUGGAAAGUUAGGGAUUCCGCGAAAUCGAAAAGGGGGUUUUCGAUGACGACAAAACGCGUCAGAUCGAAUUGGGUUUCAAAGAUAAACGAUGGAGAUGAGAAGUUCGAAGAGGAAGAUGAUUUCGACGAUGUUGAUCGAUAUACGGAUUAUGAACGUGAAGGUUCCGGUAGUCAAUUAAAGGAGCCAAGUUUGAAUCUAUCUAUGGAUAACGAAAGAGACUUGCAUUAUGGCACCAGAUCUAGAGAUGGAACCAGGGUUAGGGUUUCAGAUGGUCCUUCUGAUACCGAUGCAAGAAAUUGGAACAAUAACAACCCAGAAAGGAAUGGCGUUAGGGUUUGGUUGAAUCAAUUAGGGUUAGGUCGCUACGCCCCAAUUUUUGAAGUACAUGAGGUUGAUGAUGAGGUUUUACCUCUAUUGACAUUAGAAGAUCUUAAAGAUAUGGGGAUAAAUGCAGUUGGUUCCCGAAGAAAAAUGUUCUGUUCAAUUCAGAAGCUUGGUAAAGGGUUUUCUUGAUGGUCGUUAAUGGUGGAAAUCUUGAUUUUGAAGAAGAGAAGUCACUUGUGAACAACACACAACCAUCAAGUUUGUAGCUUGGGAAAUCUGGCCCGGAAUAGGUGGUGAUAGGAAUACCUUGAGGUCGGAAUUCCCAAUUCCAAUUCCAGUCGGAAAAAGACAGAAUGUCUGAACUUGGUUUGGCCCUUUUUUGUGUACUUCAAUUGUAGUGAUAAAAUCCUUUCCUUUUUUUUUUGCUUUCUUUAUGGUAAUAUUUGACUUCAACUUAUAUGCAGUAUUAUGGUAUAUAGAUAUAAGUAGUUGAAAGUAGCUAUAACUUGUUUUAUAUGUUGAUGUUGUCUAUAAAGAGAAAGCAAUAGUUAGAAAUAUGCAUUGUGGCAUUAUGGUCAUUUUUACAUGUAUAUAGCGUGUUCACAAUCA
Lactuca sativa (garden lettuce) is the source of this 1476-nucleotide messenger RNA. RefSeq lists its product as uncharacterized. Gene Ontology annotation, molecular function: protein binding. The record is from RefSeq and is a predicted model, not a curated record. NCBI's taxonomy places the organism in Eukaryota, Viridiplantae, Streptophyta, Magnoliopsida, Asterales, Asteraceae.